Messenger RNA from Limulus polyphemus (Atlantic horseshoe crab), 2142 nucleotides. RefSeq lists its product as uncharacterized. Gene Ontology annotation, biological process: cell-cell junction organization. The coding region runs from base 174 to 1571 and encodes 465 amino acids. The record is from RefSeq and is a predicted model, not a curated record. NCBI's taxonomy places the organism in Eukaryota, Metazoa, Arthropoda, Merostomata, Xiphosura, Limulidae. Gene Ontology annotation, cellular component: plasma membrane; apical junction complex. The transcript has 2 exons.
UACUUUAUCUGACAUUUUUUUUCUCGUUUUCAGGUCUCGAUUAUUUCGAGAAAGAAAGAGAAGAGAUUAUUACGUCGCUAGAUGACGUCCUGGAUUCCCUUCUAGCCAUACCUUCCAGUUCUCGAUCUUCUAGCCCCGUGACGUCACGACGCAGUAGUCCAAUUGCUCCUCAGAUGCUUAGCUCAGCCCACGGAACACGAGAGGGGCGAAUUUACUCUGCUGGUGAUUGGACUGAAAAGGUGGAACAUUGUCAAGAGUUACCUGCUGGCAUGACUUCGCCUGCAACUGUUCUCAGUAGUAGCGUGGAUACCAAAGAGUCUCCUCAUCAUGAAGCAGAAUAUCUUGGACCUGCAACAAAUGAGGAAAAGGCGUAUUCAAGCGUCUCAACCACGACUGUAGAACCCGAAUUUGGGCUUUCCCUAAGAAUAGACGCAAAUGAUAAGUUCGUAAAAGAGGUGUCUCAGAAAACGAAGAAACGUCAAGAAUCGAUGCAUUUCAAGGACUCUUCCCUGAAGGCUCAAGACCCACAAUAUCAGCGCCAUUCUCUUCAGGAGCCGACUCAGUACCCUAAGAAACCAUCAAAAAACUUGCGUUACUCCUAUCAGGAGCCAAUCAAUCAGACUUUCGAACCAUCUUUAGGUAAGGAACGAUCUCGAAAUGAAUCAACUCAGCUACAGGGAUUGAUCACGUGUAAUCGCCCCAAAUGCACUAAGGUCAUGCCUGCAGGUGAGGUCCAAGCUAAGUUUCGCAUGUGCCCUAACUGUUACACUUAUUAUUGUAGCAAGCACUGUCGCAAAGCUCACUGGGAUCGUCAUCAAAAUCAAUGUCCCUAUACAAAGAUCAGUAAUAUGUGCCAACAAGUUCUGCUAAAAGUCAGACAAGACCCAGUUUCCAGACGUAACCUCUCCGUGUGUGCAAGGCGAGGAUAUCUCUCCAGAGGACGAGGAGCUGUGAAACUAGUGUUUUACAGUAUUGAUGAUGCCAUAGAUUUCAUGUGUAAAGGUUGGGACUCAAUUCGUGGACAAAAUACUUAUAUCCCUAGAAAUGAGAUCAUACCCCAGGAAAUGGGUACUGACACAUAUACCCACAUCCGCUCCCUCUGCGACCGCUACAACCCGGGCAAGAAGUUUGUUCUUCUAGCAGCUGUACGUGUAACUGAAGAGAUGUCGAGUGGUGCGGGUGCCUUAGUGGAGCGAGAAAUAAUCAUAAGAGGAACAAAGUUGCGUCUCGCUCCACCUCAACCAGAAGAUGACCUUCAAACUGUGAUACUGACUAUAGCUAAAGGACCUGGAUCUGACCUGACAGAGAGAUAUCAAGAAUGUGAAGCUAUGAAGCGUCAUCUGCAGGAACGAGGAAUAAACUUAGCUGCUGAAUUUCCAGACAUGUAUGCAAAAAUUAAACAUUUUGUGGAAGGAGGAGAGGCCUUCGUUCCUUUCAACGUGUUCCUCACUGACCGCAGAACAACCAAAAUGUUCAUGUGUAUAAUCUUACCUUGGGCUGAUGCUGAGAUAUUUCAAAACAUUUCUGCCAAAGAAACGGUCAGUAAAUCAAGACGACUGUGGAUGCUUUAAGAUGGCGUCUUCCUAUUAUUUACAAGUAGAUUUCAAAGUGUUAGUUUCGCAUUCACGGCUUAGAAGCCUUAAAGUGAAAAUUAAUCUACUAAAGUUUAGUUCAAUUACUAUAUCCAGAAAAAAAAUACAAAAAAAAACAUUACAUACGCUAUGCAGACUUGUUGUGAACAUUGUAAAUUGACAAUACCAAAGUAAAAAAUGAAGGCUGUGCCAAAUCUUAUAGAAACUUCGAAACACUGAGUGUAUACCAUUCAGAACAAGCAUUACAUACGAAACGAAUAAGUAUUCCAAUCGACAGCGCAUUUAUAUAUUAUGGCGACACCUUUAAAUUAUAAACUAAAAAAAAAAAAAUGAUCACUGUAAAUUCUAUUAUCAUAAAUACUGUGAUAAUUGUAUGUAUGUGAACUUAAUGUCUUUGUGAUGCAUUUUGGAUGGUUGGACAGGAUCAUAAAUUUAUGAUAUACAUUUCACUUUCUUUAGGCUAUAAACGUGCAACAAUAAGAUAAAAUAGAAACACUUGCAAGCCCGAAUCUUCUUAAAUUUUGAUAAUUUAAUUUAUUAUAUAUAUAUA